Entamoeba dispar SAW760 is the source of this 276-nucleotide messenger RNA. RefSeq lists its product as uncharacterized. Gene Ontology annotation, biological process: tRNA thio-modification; protein urmylation. NCBI's taxonomy places the organism in Eukaryota, Evosea, Mastigamoebida, Endamoebidae. Gene Ontology annotation, molecular function: protein tag activity. The coding region runs from base 1 to 276 and encodes 91 amino acids. The record is from RefSeq and is a predicted model, not a curated record. Gene Ontology annotation, cellular component: nucleus; cytoplasm. The transcript has 2 exons.
AUGGUAGUUAAGAUUGAAUUGAGUGGAGGGUUAGAAUACGAUGCAAAAACUACACACUUUGAGAUUGAGAUAGGAAAUAUCAAAACAAUGAGAGAUGUUAUUCACAAAAUUAAAGAGAUUCAAACAGGACUUGCUCCAAUUUUUACAGAAGAGUCUGUAAUACCUGGUAUCAUUGUGUUAAUUAAUGAUGCAGAUUGGGAAUUAGUUGGAAUGCUUGAUUCAGAAGUUCAUGAUGGAGAUGUUAUUUCAUUAAUUUCAUCUAUUCAUGGAGGAUAA